GUUGAUUUAUCCAAACCAGAACCAAAACACUCUUGUUUUGUUUAAUUACUAAUUACCUAAAGCUCUCAAACAGAGAGAUGGGUAGAGCAAACACAAAAAUCCCAAUCAAUCCCCCAAAUUUGAUUAAAAAAGAUAGUUCUGAAUUUGGGUUUGAUUCGAGUUUAUCGGAUAUGGUGUUUGGGUUUCUUGAUCAUGAGUAUGCUGAGAGAAUGCAAGAGAGCAGAAUUAAUAGCCAAGAAAGUAGUGCAUUUCCUGAUGAAGAUGAAGAGAAUGAAAACAAUGGCAGUGCUGAAGAGGACAAGAGUUUCUGGUCCAAUCAGGAGCAGCUUCUACAGGCUACCUUAUGCAGAACAAGCUCUCUUGAAUCAAAAAUUAGAAACGUAACCAAGGAAGCAUUGAAGGAAAUACAAAUGUCAGGGACAAUCUGUGCCUGUGGAAGACCUUUGGUGGGCGGCUGCCGGAAUUGCCUCAUGAAAGAAGUCUCCGGCCGCCUCCAAAAUUCCGAGUUCAAUAGUGCCAUUUGCAGGUCCAAGUGGAGAAGCUCUCCGGAUAUCCCUUCAGGGGAGCAUACAUUUAUAGACGUGAUGGACAAUUCAAGUACUAAGAAAGGGGAAGUAAGGGUGAUCAUUGAAUUAAAUUUCCGGGCUGAAUUUGAGAUGGCGCGAGCAAGCGAAGAUUACAAUCGAUUAGUCCAGCGAUUACCGGAAGUGUUUGUAGGGAAAAUAGAGAGAUUAAGCAAUGUUAUCAAGAUAUUGUGUUUGGGUGCUAAGAAGUGCAUGAAGGAGAAGAAAAUGCACAUGGGGCCAUGGAGAAAACACAGGUACAUGCAAGCUAAGUGGCUUAAAACAUGUGAGCGGAUCACCCCGUCUAAGCAGCAGUUGUCGAUGGGAUAUGGAACUGGUCGAUUACAGAAGCCGAAGGCAUCGAUGUUGACCGUGGAUUUGGUGGAUAUGUUGCCUAAUAUGCAUUGUGCAGCCGUUGCUGUUUUGUGAGUUUGAGUCGCUUGAAUUUUGUUGCUUUUUUUUUUCUUCUGAUUGCUUGUGAUCUUCAAAAAAGGGUUGAGUAUGAACAUAUAAACUGAGAGAGAGAUGUACAUAUUGGGUGAUCAUGAAUAAAUAACAACACGUUCUUGGUUUU
Molecule: messenger RNA, 1137 nt
Organism: Tripterygium wilfordii
Lineage: Eukaryota; Viridiplantae; Streptophyta; Magnoliopsida; Celastrales; Celastraceae
Exons: 2
Coding region: 78-992 (304 amino acids)
Source: RefSeq, a predicted model, not a curated record